This is a messenger RNA of Lymnaea stagnalis (great pond snail), 14874 nucleotides long. NCBI's taxonomy places the organism in Eukaryota, Metazoa, Mollusca, Gastropoda, Lymnaeidae. The record is from the annotation of a GenBank genome assembly.
AGUGUUGAGACCUGUAGUGGACGAGGAACGUAUCCGGAAACAACCUGAAAGUCUUGUGGAAUUUUCAUCAUUUAGCUGCACACGCUGGACCAUGCUGACGCUUUUGGGAUAAUCAGUUUAGUCAAAGGUAAGGAUCCUCAUUCCUACGAGUUCUUAGUGUGCUAUGUUUAAUAUAGUGUCAUUGUAUAAUAGACAUAAAGACAUUUCAAUCAAUUGUGCCACAGUGAGAUCACAGUGUAUCACUUUGACAAGUUUGUGAUGGUCAAUCAGUAGUUUUUUUGCCUGUUUUCUAUGUAGACUUGUGUUCAUUUAACGCAAGUAAGGGUUGAUUCUUAUAAUUGUAAUACAUCAUACUCUAAAUCAGUGAUUCCCAAAGUGGGCUAUACCACCCCUUGGGGACGCUGGAAAGAUACAGGGGGGCGAAAGUAGCCUCGGGUGAAUUUUGGGGAGUUGAAAAAAAAUAUGGGGUCGGUGAAAGAAUAAAGAAGGAAGAGAAGAUAAGAAGAAUUAGAAAAACAUUUGGUUUAUUUACUAUAUUUUAGGACGUAGGUAGAAAUACAGAAAAAUGUAUGGGUUUUUUGGCUUAAAGAAUGAAUAUCUCAGGGGGCAGUGGGUAAUUUUUUUUCAGAAAUAGGGAAUGGUAGGCCAGAUAAGUUUGGGAACCUCUGAUCUAAAUUGAGAACAUUCAUGUGUAAAAUAUUAUAGAAUAUCAGUCUCCUUGUUGCGAAAAGUUAGAGGGGAGGAUCUCUUUAAAUACAUAAGCACUUCAACUCAAGUUAAAUAUGACGGACAAUGAAGGCAUCAGUCCAGAGUUAUCUCACCGUGAGUCUAUAAGCCACGCCUCUAAGAAUUGAUUGGAUGCCUUUUUUUUUUUUAGUUUUAUAGCACUAGAUUUUGUAUAGUAUGUGUAUUAAAGAAUGCUAUUUCUGGGAAAAGUUUCAGAAUUAUUUCACUCCAAAUGAUUAGAGGGUAGCUUUGAUAACGUUUCGGCGUAUAGCAAUGAGAUCUUUAGUUUGAAGAAAAGAUGAGGGAAAAUGCUAGAUUCAUUGACUUCAAAUGGCCCCGAUCUCUUUAUCCUUCCACUCAAGGUUCUUUUUCUUUUUUUUUCUACCAAAGUAUGACCUAUUUUAAAAUCACAAUAAUAUGUUUUCAUUAUCCGUUCUUCUUUAGUUGCAAAAUAAUAAAUAUAUAUUGAAAAUAAGAUUAGUCUUCUAAAUUAGAGUAAUAAUCUGCAUUAUGAUGUUAAAAUCUGCAUGCAAUUUUUCUCUAAAUUGAGCUAAACUUUUAAGGGGAUAGUUCAGAUUACAAAAAAUUUACCAUGAGAGAAGGAACAUUUAUUAUUUUUUGGUGCUUUCAUCAGAGGUAACAAAAAAUACUGAAAAUUGUUUAUCAAAUGUUACGUUUCUUGCCUCACAUUAACGCUUUACUUAUCAUGCCACGAACUAAUUGCCGCUCUCAAGUCAAUUUUAUUUCCACUAAUAUUACAGAUUCCGUUCACGAUGGCCAGACACUGUCGAAUUUCAACGUUUAUAACCUUAUGUACCACCUCAUUUAGUCUGAUGCUAGCCAUUGCUGUGGCAAGCAAGGACUCUAAAGGUAACAGGAUGAAAGAUUAUAAGCCCUUCCCUCCCGCAAACCGACACUGUUGAAACUCACCAACACAAACAUUAAGAGGCUCUCAAAUACAUUAACUUUGGUUCAGUUUUUUUUUUAACGCCUGCAUAGUAAUCCAGCGUUUCAAGUGCGUUCACAUAGCCUCAGUCAUUCAAAUACUUUCAUGUUAAUCCAGUAUCUAUUUAAACACCUUUCUCAGGAAUUCAGUUCUUCUACUACCUUCAUACUAAACCCGUGUUUUAAUUAACUUCAUACAAGUUCAGCCUUACAAAGACAUUGAUUUUUAAUCCAGCCUUUCGAAUACCCUCAGAGCAGUGCGGUUCUUCAACAGCUUUAGGCUGAACCAGGCUUUCAAACAACUAAUAUAUACUCCUCCAGACUGUUAAAUCAAGCUUCACAAAUAUCUUUAUUUUAAUCUUUUUUAACAAUUGUAACAUUAACUCACAACGUUAUAACGAAAUUAGUUUAACUUGUACAUAAAUAACCAAUCCUGAUAUCAAUAGAAGGGGGUGUGGAAAAAAGGGGGGGGGUGGGCAAUAACGCCCGAGUGUCAUUUGUAUUAAUUUUUUUUAAUUUUUAAGGGGUGCUAUUUUCGGACAACUGCUGAGUUGUUCGCAGAAGGGUGUGACACUAUACCUACUGUACGCCACUGUAUCCAUAGUUAUAUGUAAAGUUACAUUACAUAAAAUAUUUGGCGCCCCCCCCCCACCAUCUUUCGCCUCAAAACCAAAGCCACCUUUUUUAAGCAGUUGUCCUGUCAUAUCUUAGGAUCUGUAACUGAUGUUUGAUGCCGUUUAUAUUUGCUAUCUCCCCUGACCACAGAUCUUUCAUCUGAUUACAAGCGAGUCUGUUACUACACCAACUGGAGCCAGUAUAGGCGCGACAUGGGGAAAUUCAUGCCCGCCGAUAUUGACCCCAACGUCUGCACCCACCUGAUCUUCGCGUUUGCCAAGAUCGACAAGGGAGUUUUGGCGCCCUACGAGUGGAAUGACCUUCAGUAUCCAUGUGAGUGAAGACCAGGUUUUCAUUUCGCUUGGUCAGGUGUAACGCUCUGAGGCUUUGUUUGCACCGGGUCUUUAAAACGUUUUCAUCCAUGACAAUGCGGCAUUCUUGGCCCGUACAAGCCAGUCACCUGCUGGUCUCUAUGAUUCAAUCUGUUCUUCCUCCUUGUUUUAAAAUGUUGUUUUUUUGUGAUCAACUCCUUCUUUUGCAGGUACACAGUUAUUUGUGCUGAUAAAGACCAACAUUUUCUGACUUACAUUUUUUUAACGCAAUCAAGUGGCCAGCACGUUUUCAGAAUAAAUGUAUUUGAAUUUAAAAAAUUUGGUUGGUAUAUUGUGUUUACUUUAACACAAACCAAUCCCUUUGGUAUAAUUGUCCAGAGUUUUAAACAUAAUGUUGUUGUCUUAAUAACGUAAAGCAGCACCUAGCAAUAACGGCUACUCGCUUAACGGCGUUUCGCAAUAACGGCGCUCUUAAAUUUGCGCCCGGGACACUCACUACUGCUCAGUGUUGUGCGGAGGACACGCACAAAUGAACAGAUGCUAUCGCCAACUAUAUAUUUACAAUUUUAUUUUUGCUUUUUUCUGUUGUAAAUCGUUUGUUGUACUUAGUAAAUAUAGAUUUAAAGAUUGACACUGUUUGAAUUUCCCUCCUAUUAUUUUUUUUUAAAACAUUAGUGUUAUUGCACACUCAAUGUAUGUUAGUACACAGUAAGUAGUUUUGCUUGCAGGCACUCGCGAAGCAAAAAAAACAACAACAAACAAACAAACAAACAAAAAAGCCUUAAUUCACUUAACGUCGUUUUUCACUUAACGUCGUUUUUCACUUAACGUCGAUUGUCCGGUCCCAAUUACGACGUAAUUGCGAGGUGCUGAUGUGUUUAGAUUUCAAAUGGAUGUAUUCAAUCUUCAUAUAUAAGUACAGACAUAAUUUGUUGUCAAGACCAUCUCUCACGUUUCCGUUGUAUUCUUUGUGUUCCAGUUUUGUACAAACAGUUUAAUGCCCUCAAGGAGAAGAAUCCUUCCUUAAAGACAUUGUUGGCCGUCGGUGGAUGGACACACGGGUCACAGCCCUUUACAGGUACGCCCUUACUCCCUCAUGUCCCUCUGCAGUUGAGUCCUAAUGCAGGCAUACCUUUUAUGCGUAGGUCCUAUCUCAGUUUGUAUUCGUUACAUCCAGGGCAUUCCCCUGUGCAGGUAGGUCCUUACAAAUAGCGUUCCUCUACAGGUAGGUACUGAUUCAAUGAUACCAUUUUACCAGUAGGUCAUUAUUUAAUCUACCCUUUUCUAUAAAACUAGGGCUUAACCGGGUGCAGUUGUUUGGUUUUUUUUACACCGGGUCCGGGUAUUUGGAGAAAUAGGGCUUCCACACCCUACCUGCCGGCUUUUAAACAAUAGGCCUACAGACAGCCCUAAAAACAGUCCUACACCAUACUCUUAUCUCUUUAUUGAUUUAUUAUAAUAGUCGCCUCCCUUACAUUUUUUUACCUGAGUUCACACGCCACGCAUGACAGCCUUUUUCCCCCAAGUACUAUUAAUCUAAAACAUCUGGAGUUGGUUUAGUGGGCGGAAAAAAAAAGGGGGGGGGGUCCAAAAGGAAUCAGGAUACAUCAGAAGCAAAAUAUAUUUAAGAGAUAGAUUUUAACUUUUUAAAUCCAACCCCGUUUCCCAUGUUUUACUUUUUAGUACUUCUUACCGUAAUUCUUACCGUACAUCUUACCGUACCGUUAGGGUCAAUAUUUCAAAAUGUUCUCAAGGAAACCACGGGCAAAUAUUGUUUUUUUUUAAAAUCACUAUUUAAACAAUCCACUAAAAAGGUAUUCAACAUUCAACACUAUCCAGUUCUGAUACUUUGCCCAUGGUUUAGUUAAAAUUAAAUUAAUGAACGUUUGAGCUGCACGCGACUAAUUAGACAUUAAAUACAUAUUGAAUCCAUUGAAUCAAAUAAAUAGUGUCCUACCAAUAAAUAAAAUUCUGUCUUUUAAAAAUAUUUUUAGUGUAAAAUUGUCUACUUCAUAUCUAAAAGAUCUACUGUCUAAAAUUAGAUAUGGUCCCGUCAGUGGCGUAGGAAAGUGGGUAAUUAACCCCCUGGCCACACCUUUUUUUUCCUUUUUAUGAAGGAGUUUCAUAUGUGGCUAGCUGCAGGGGUUUUUCAUGCAAGGGGCGGCAAAAUGUUCUGCCCUCCCGGGUGGCAAAAUCAUGAAAUCCGCCCCUGGGUUGUGUGCAACUCUUUCAAAAGUGGGCUAACAUUUCGAGAGGGCAUGGAAGAUGGGAAGGUUGCUUAGGAAACAAAAAAACAGCAUUCGCACCGCCUGUCGGCACGUAUUGCCUACUGCCUAUGUACAAGUUAUAGUAAUAAGAUAUUUUAUCAAGAUUGUAUUUUAUGCAUGGAGAGGAUAUUGUAUCGAGAAUUUUCUACAGCUUACCUUAAAGAUCUUAUAUGUCUAAUGUGUAUCCAAAAGAUAUGGUGUCUAGCAAAGCAAGUCGACAGAAGUUUACCCAGCAUGCCAUUGAAUAUCUCAGGACACAUGAUUUCGACGGUCUGGAUUUGGAUUGGGAAUAUCCAGCCAACAGAGGAAGUCCAGCAGUGGAUAGAGAGAGAUUCGUCCACUUGGUUCAGGUAAUGGCAAGCACAUUAUGCCUUUAUGUGGUCUCUCUGCGGUGCAUGUGUCUCUGUGUAGUGGACGUCCAAUGAAUGUCUUUGGACACACGUGCAGCUUUAAGAACUACAAGAACAUCUUCAUUUUAAAAAUUACAACCUCACUGUGGGAUUUUUUUAAAAUUUAAAUGUGUUUCCAAUUUUCUUUUAGGAGCUCCGCGAAGCUUUCGAGGCAGAUGCUAAAAAGACUGGAAAAGAGCGAUUACUCUUGACUGCAGCCGUGCCAGGAGGAGAGCGUCUAGCAAUGUCAGGAUACGACGUGAAGACUUUAAAUAAGUAAGUUUAGCAAGAAAUAAGCAUGCUCUAGCCUGUAUUUUUGUUUUUAAAAGGUAUUAAUCAUCUUCAUGGUAGCCAACCCACAGUGAUAAGAUAUUUAGACUGAAGGCUAAGGGCUGAACGCUACACUUAGGAAACCUUUUUUUAUAUAUUUGACUCUGAAAUAUUUUUUUUUUUUAAUAAAUUUCAAUAAUUUAAUAAGUAGUCAAAAAGUCUCACCAUGCAUCAUCUUGUAUGUGAAGUUUUAAAAGUGUGGGACAAGCGAGAGUAAACUUAAUUUAGCAAGCUUACCAUCAUCGUAUAGGUAUCAAAUCGUUUGGUUUUUUUUUUCAUUCAAAAAGGUAUGUGGACUUUUUUAACCUGAUGAGCUACGACUUGCACGGUUCAUGGAGUCCGAUCAUCGGUCAUCACGCCCCACUGCUGGGCGGAGACAAAUGGUUCGAAUCAAAAUCAGACUCUUUGAAUGUGGUAAGUAUUUUAUAGAAUAAAAAUCGGACUCUUUGAAUGAGAUAUGUUAUCAAAACAAAGUGUUUUAUAAAAGAUGAACUCGGAUUUUUUUUAUAGCAACAAAAAGGACUUGGUAGUAGAUUAAUCGAAAUCGAUCUAUUGAUGGUUUCUCUGUUUUAUUGAGUUAUGGCAGGGUCGAAACCUUUUUAAUUUGAUAAAUACUUCAUAGGAUAUUAGCCCCACUGAAUAAGAGGCAUUCACACUUAUAAAACCUUUGAUAAAUUAUGUGAUAAUGAUGUAUUUCAAUCUCUCUCUUUCAGGAACAAUCUGUUGACCUUUGGCUAAAACUGGGAGCAGAGCCCCAAAAACUGGUGAUGGGCCUGGCAUUGUACGGGAAGACGUUCAAGCUUUGCACCAAAGGGACAGAACCAGGAGACAAGGGAUGCGGGGCAGCUAACCCUGAUACAAUGAACUAUUUUGAGGUUUUCAUUACCGGCCAUGAGAAUAGCUAAACUAACUGAAACUGUAUCAAAUUAAAUCAACCCAAACACCUUGUUAAAAUUUGUUGUAAGAUUAGCUCACCCCAAAUACCAUCUUAAAAUUUGUUGUAUGAUUAGCUCACCCCAAACACCAUCUUAAAAUUUGUUGUAUGAUUAGCUCACCCCAAACACCAUCUUAAAAUUUGUUGUAUGAUUAGCUCACCCCAAACACCAUCUUAAAAUUUGUUGUAUGAUUAGCUCACCCCAAAUACCAUCUUAAAAUUUGUUGUAUGAUUAGCUCACCCCAAACACCAUCUUAAAAUUUGUUGUAUGAUUAGCUCACCCCAAAUACCAUCUUAAACUUUAUUGUAGUAUUAACAAUAAACGCGGAAAUGUUAACAUCACUGACGUCAGAAUGAGAUAUCAAUGUAUUCUUUUUUUUUUUUGGAUUAUUGCAGAUCCUGCAGAGAUUAAAAGCGGGGAAACUGGAGAAAAAAUGGCUGGAUAACGAACUAGUGCCCUAUGCUUACAGUAUGACGGACCGGAUCUGGGUGGGCUAUGAUGAUGAGGAGAGUCUCAGGGCAAAAGUAAGGCACCUGCAGCUUAAGUUGCUUGCCCAAAAUGUUCUAUUCAAUUUAACGUCAUGCGCAACGGCAAAAUUGGUCUAAGCGGCCAUUUUAUUUUCAAAUUGUCCAUAGCCAAUCAGUUUUAAAUUGCACAUUUUAAAGGUUAAUAAUAUUGCGUGAUUAUUUCUGCUAUUUGAUUGGGAGCAGUCCCCUAUACCAGUGGUUCUUAACCAUCUUGUAGCACAGCACCCUUUCGCAUUCAAAACAUUUCUUGCGAUCCUGCGUCGUGUUGUUUUUUUUACAAAUUUUUUUUUUGGUAGAGUUGUUUCAAACAUUUCUGGAUCUUUCGGCACCCCAAGGGAAUGCCUCGAUCUCAUACGCCCUGUAUAAAACCCCUACCGUGGACUCACCUUGUCGCAUAAAACUGUUUAUCAUUUAAGCAAACCCUGUCCUUCCAAACACAGGUUAACCUCGCCAAAAAGAAACACCUGGCGGGUGUUAUGGUGUGGUCCAUUGACGGCGACGAUUUUUCCGGCAAAUUCGGCGACGGGGUCAAGUACCCACUGAUGAACGUCAUCAAGGACACAAUAGAGGGAAAGGAAACAUUUAAAAACGUGGACUCGAAGGCAAGAUUUUUAUUUAGACUUUGUUUUAAAGUUUAGAAUAUCCUUAAGAUUAUCUGGAUAUAUUAUUAUAUAGACGCCCUUAUCGACGGCUUGCGAAUAGUGUUCAAUAUAGAAGAACCUUAUGAAUGUAUGUCCAAAGUAUAUUCUGUUUUUUUUUAUUGUGGAUUCCUUAGUUAGAAAUUUAGUGAGAAUGUCUCACGAAGACCUCAAUUAUCAACUCAGUAACGAUGAAUGUAUGGUUUCACUAUAAUUCAAUACAUUAAAUUAAAUUUAAAGCACUCGACUUUUAGCGACAUCUAACGCACAAAAUAAACAAAUUACAUGUAAACAUCUUUUGAAGUUGCCAUGGUAACCAAAGCGAUUUUUAAAAAAAAAGCUAUUGGUAAUAGGUUUGAAAUGUUCAAAUUAUAACAUCUCGUGAUUAUUUUCUUUAAAUAUUUUAGAGACUUUUUUUCCACCCUUAACAGGAUACGAAGAAACUGAUUGAGUCAAGGAAGGAAGAGCUGAUGAGGAAUCUAACCAAAGCUGAGAAUGAAUUUAAGCCUUUCAUCAAGGAGCAGGCUCCCAACAAACUUGGCUCCUUCAGUGAACUCGAGCGGGAAUUUUUCAAACCCAUGGCCGUGCCCCUUAGGGCGAAUAUGAUGGCCGCUAAAAUAAUUCCAGAAAAGCUUAAUGACAGCUCAAUCGUGAACACACCUGAAAACAAGGAGAUAAAUAUUACGAUCUACAACACAGGGACGCAACUACGACAACGUCUGAAGCAGAAGAACCAAGACGGGAAAUUGAGAAAAAAAGUCGAGAUAAGCCUUGUUCCUUUGGCGAAAACAGAAAGCCCCAAGAUCCCUGUCAGAAUAAACCAACAAGCGAAUCAGAGGAUCCGAGGUCAGCAUAAGAGGCUGUCACUGCAAGAUAAGAACUCAUCCAGUGUCUACAAGCGGCCGCAAGAUUCUGUAUACCAUUUCCCAACCAUUUCGAAAUACUCAGCAAAAACAAACCAGUCAGAUGAUAGCUCGGUAAAUCGAAGCAAGAACUCACGCCCGAUGAGAGUUGAGAAAAGGGUUCUCGGUAUGGAAAAAGUCAGUGGUGAAGUGCCAUGGUUUACAGAUAAAGAUUCUAAUUCGCUGAAUAAUCCCACAGCUCCACCGCCUAAUAUUGGAGUCAAGGGCGAAACAAGCAACGUCCAGUACAUGGGUGUCAAAACGAAACUAAGGAAACGCGCUAAGUCUACGGUAUCAAAUGUCAACUCGGUUCCUUAUUCCAACAGUCUCGGUGGCGUCGUGGAGCGCACAUCUGCCGCCAAAAAGGAACAGGGGAAAGGUGUUCAAGAUAAGCUCGGUCCUUCGUUUGGUAAAUUCGUAUCCUUAUUGCCAGAAGAACGCGAAGGGCUGGGAACAACUAUAGCCUUGAACGGCGAGGGUCCCGAAUGGGUCACACGGCUCAUGGCCGAGUCGGGGAAAGAGAAAUCAGCAAGUAAGUCUGCCAAAAAACAAAUGAUUGAACCCAAGCUGGCGGCGGCAGAGAGUCAUGCGAUACCACCUCAAGUAAAGAAAGAUUCUAACAAAGUGUACAUCACGGCUAGCUCGCCACGGCAACCCAAUGAGAGGAUAGCUACAAACUCCCACUCGAGUGCUGGUAAUCCAGUGAAAACGGGUUCGGGGGGUGACAAUGGUAAGGUUUACAUUAAGGCGUCGCGUCCGUCCAGCGUACACGUAACGCAGGUAAGAAGCAAGGCACCGAGACGUCACUACAUUCCAACCCCGUACAAGUCGAUGUCACCGUUUUCAGGCAAGAAAAACGACAUAGCUAGGAUCAUGGAGAAAACUCCGAUGAUAUCCAAGUACUCCUCUAGGCUGGAUGAUGAACUGCCUAGAAUGCGACAGCGAACGGAAGAGAAAUCUGGUUAUAAAUACAAGCUCAAAGGAUCUGUCCCCGACAACGACAUGGCUGAAUUGAAGCAGGAGAAGCAAGGCAAGAUCGCAGAGAAAUGGUGGGAUUCCGAUACUACAACUUCUACACAGACGAUGACGAUAUUACAACAAAGAGCAGAGCCGGAGACAAAGGCAAGUGGAAAUAUCCAACCAAGUGGCGAAAACGUGGAGGAAAUUUUAAUCAGAAAUAUUCAACAAACGGAAAUCGAUCCAAGAAAAUCUUGGCUGUCGAAAUCCGAUCAAUCUAAAGAAAAGAAAGAUAAAAGCACACCCAAUCCAGUUUCAUCUCCAGGAUAUCAAGAUAAAAUUUCAACCCAAAGAUUGAUAUCUCAAAGUAGCACCUCUGGAACAACAGAGCCCAGUCGAGGAUUUUCUACUGAGAACGAUGGGGCUCACGCUGCAAUAAAAGAAGCAACGACGGAAUUCAUGAGCAGUACUCAAGAUCACCUCGAGUAUACAACCCACCCGCCUCUGACGUCCUCAAAAAGCUCAAAUAUUCAAUACAAGAGUAAGAAGCCCUGGUGGACGGUCACGUCAACAAACACAGAUGCUCCGAGAUCAUACAAAAAUCCGAAGAAACAUGCGGGUGAACAGGGUUUCCCUAAAGUGGGACGAAAGUAUCAGGGCGAUGUAGCAAAUACGUUACACAAAGACCAGCGCGAAAUAUCCGGCAUCCUAGCCACCCCUACAGAAAAGGGAAGUCUUGAUAUCAGCGUCGUUCCCAUCGUGGUAGUGUCGCAAGAGGAUAUUCACGAUGUCGCAAAAGACCUGGAGCGAACACUCAAGGCUGAUCUGAAAAAAGACAAUGGCAGUUCAAAAAUUGGGGCAAACUUGGGUGAACAAAUGGGUAGUGAUCCAGAAAGUAAACUAAACAUGUCCAGGAAUGAUUUACGGGGCGAUAAGAGAACCGAGAGUUCAGAUGUAAAACUUAACACCACAAAGAAAGAUUUAGAAAUAAACAGACCGCUGAUGGGUGAAAUUAAAUCCGGUUACCCGGAAGUGCAGCCUUACCACGCCAAACUGGCUUUGCAAACACUGAAGAACAUACCAAGCCCUGAGAAAAUUUACCACUACAGACACACUCCGGGUCUCAACGAAGAUGGCCACGAGCACCAGCGGGUGAAUAAACUUGCUGAGAACGAGGUGCAUCACAGAAAUGCGGAACAGCCACCAACCAUAGGCGGAGCCAGUCCUGACGUCAGAGACUGGAGCAAAAUCCGAGAUUUAUUACGGAACUCAACGAUCGUGUCUGAGAUUAAAUCCAAGCUGGACGAGAUUCACAAGAGCGUCACGCGAGAUUUGAGCAAAGAACCUUCAGCCCCGCUGACAACAAAAGCACCGGAGGAUAUCCAGCUCCAACGAGGUUCUGGCAAAUGGUUUGAUAGAACCAGAAAAGAUCAGACAUCGCCGCCAGCUGCUAUUGAACAAAUUGACAUUGUAUCGCCGACUCCAGUCAUUUCUUCCAAUUCUCAAACUGUAACAACAUCAGCACCAGAAAUCAAAGAAACAUCGGAGAAGUUGAUAGAAAGAAUCGUCGGCAAGCGUUCACACUGGUGGGACUCUGACGGAAACAAACCCAAAUCAAAUUCUGAAAUGAACGUCGCAGCACAUGAUCAGACUAAUGCGUCACCCAAUGAAACAGAAAUUAAACAAGAAACAUUUACUGAGACUGGGAAUGCAGACCCCAAAGAAGAUGCGAAUAUUUCCGACAAUUUAGGCUCAAAAACUCCAAAGUUUUUGCAAAAUGAAAACGUGAAUGAAGUAAAGGAAGUGGCUCGUGACAUCAAAAGUGCAAAUGACGCAAACGACCCCUGGUGGAACAAAGAUUCGAAGGAUAAAUCUGACAACCAAAAUGAAAAUGUGAACUUGGGGUCUUUAAAUACUCCAAAUAAAGAAGAGUCAAAUUUAAUUUAUCCAAACGCACCAAGCUUUGAAGAAAAAACGGACGCAACGUCAGAGGCAAACAAACAUGUUUCUCAAACGGAAGGAGAAAAAAUAGUCCUGGAUAAAUAUAGCUACAAAGAUAACACGCCAUCACUGCCAGCUAACAAACGGUCCAACAGUCAACGGGGUGGAAAUUACAAAUACAUUAAACAGAAAUCAGAAACCAAAAGUAAGGUACCCGUCAGCAAAGCUUACAAGAACUCGGCCAAUUUUUAUGAUCAAGGCAAGAGGUCGCAGGCAAAACCCCUGACCCUAAACAACUUACGUCAACAGGGUAGGCCGAGAAAUUACAAUGGCUACAUCGUAAAUAAUUACAAACGUGAUGGCGUAAAGAAAAAUUCAGCAGCCAGCAACGAUAAUGCCUUCAAAUAUUCAGGAAACAACAAGAAAACUUACAACAGCCAAUCAGAUGGUGGGAAAUUGUAUAACGGGAACGGCUGGAGGGACUCGUCAAAAGGUAAUGAUCAAGUGAUGACACAACAAAAGAAUGUUCCUGAAAAUGAGGCCUUCCAGGUGAGAAAAUACUUUUUUAUCCCUUAACUUAAAAAAAAAAACUACAUAUCACUCUUUACUAUUCAAACAGCUGUUUGAGGUGAGUAAUUGAACUAAUUUAGAUCAGAAAAAUUGUUUUGUGAUAUUUACGGACACAAAAAAAUAUAAACUGAUAUUCUUACUAAACAUUUAUUAUUGUUUUAAUGUCAUUUCUUGCGACAUACCAAGCAAGUUCCAUUUUUGAAAAGCAAGUUCAUUUAUAUGAAGCAACUACCUGUUAUAUUUUAACCAACUUCUUAUUUUCUUUCAAUGGGCGUUACCAACGCUUUAUCUACAAAAACAUAAUAUAUUGGUUGGAGAAUUACAUUCAAGUGCUUGGGAUUUCUGGUUUAGGCAACGCUACAUAGAUGAAGUUUAACCUUAACCUAACUGAAUUAAUAAGACACAAACAAUUUGUGUAAACAAAAAGACACACGUUAAGCUAUAGUUAAGAUCUUACAAAAUACUAGUUCAAACGUUUCAGCUAAUGUCUGUCUUCAUGAGUACAUACACACAAAAAAAGAGUAUAAUUAUAAGUUAAAUUUACAUAGUAUAUAUAUAUAUAUAUAUAUUGUACCCAUAACUAAAAAUGAAAGAAAAGAAACAAAUAAGAAUGCGCACAAGUUCCUAACGAAUACAAUGAUCAGAAGAACGGAAAGAAAGUGGGUGGAAGUAGAAUAUAAAAACCUAAUAGGAAAAAUACAUUUCAGUUAUUUACUAUUGUAAAUUUAGUUGAUAAUUUAUAUCGUAUAAAAGUCAACAUAUCAAUCAUUUUAUUUAUUUGUUUUCCAUAUACCUAUAAUCAGAUUUAUUACUCAUGCACCUUAUACCAGUAACUGCAAUGUGAAAGUUUCCCUUACGGUUAGCAAUGUUUAAAUAUUUUUAAAAAAAGGAAAAAUGUCUUGUUUAUUGAUGUUGUAAAGGUGUUCUAUAAAAUGGUCUCGGGGGGGGGGGGGGGGGGUGGGGGCGACGAACUGUCUCCACUACGUAUGGUUUCCCCCAUUUUUUAAAAUAAACUAUGGUGUUACUCACGUUGCGAUUUGUGCAAGUAAAACCAUCUUUGAUUCUGAACAUUUCAAGAGAGAAAGAGUCAUCUUCUGAACUUCAAGCCCAUAGGGACAUGUGUUACAGUUGCUACUGUUGCAACUUUUAAUACCUAUAUUUACUUUACAUCAGGGAGGUUACUUUUAAUAACCAUGACUCUAAGACUCUUGUCCCUCCGUAAAGCGAAACAAAAAAUGAGGUUUUUUGUUGGUUCAAAAUAUGAUUGGUGACAGGGUAUGCCAUAAUCAUAUACCGGUUUUUAAGAACUAGAUAACUAGCCAUAAGGUUCUGGGGAUGAAAAGUUACAAUGAAUUUAGACCAAUCAUCAUUUACCGCAUGAGUUACUUUAAAAUGUAUAAAGCUGUAUAAACAAUACAGCACUAUUUAUAUACAUAUAAAAAUCCCAUUUUUUCUCAACUCAGAAAGUACGUUCUUUUAUUUUUGUUAUUUAGGCCAAGAAUACCGUUGUGGAAAUAGCCAAGAACACCAUUGUGGAAAUAGCCAAGAAGCCGAACGAGCAGAAGUCGUAUCUCGUUGACAACCAAAACAAAAAGAAAAGCUUGACUGACACAGCUUUAAGUUAUGGAACUCUUCAAACUUCGGGUAAAUAAAGUAUUAGAUUUAAACGUUGCUUAUUUCAUAUUAACGUAGAUUUUGAAAUAAACAAUUUAUCAUGCACUUCAUGAGCUGAAGACACAACAUCUUAUCAUUUAAGGAACAUGUACACGUGGAUGGCUGGAAGUUCAUUUAGUAAAUGAUUUACACGAUGAAGGCUAAAAAUCCAAUGAGACAAACAGCUAGACUGUCAUUUGCAGAAAAUUAUUACUCUAAAGUCAUUUACAUAAACAUUGAUAGAAAUCAUUUACAUUGCUUGAAAUCUCACCCACAAAUGAAUUGUUGGCUUUAAGGUAAUUUUGUCAAUCACAUUGAAAACAUGCUCUAUGGUAUUAAAUUUGUAUAUCUAUAAAAAUAGAUUGCAGUAACUCCACAAGAUCAUCAGAAAACAUAGUGUGCAUAGUUCAGUUGUCUUCUAAAUUCCAUUUUAAGCAUAAAUAAGUGGGCUCCAAAGGUUAUCAUAUACAUUUUCGAAAUCUAAAGGUGGACCAGCUUCCAUUUUAAGAACCACGACGACUGUGAAUCGAUGUAUAUAUUUUUUUAUUUUUUUUGACAGCAAAAUAAGCCAUUAAGGACAACCUUAUAGUAACUCUUAGUUUUUGCGUCAACCAACUGUUUGGAUGCUUGUUAACAGCUUGUAAAACAAGUCAGUUGCCAUGCCUCACUUUACAACUUAUGGAAAUUUUGUUACAUCCCCAGACAAUUUUGUUUGUCCAUCGACUUUCGGCAUUUACGCUGACCCCGGAGAUUGCAGAAUGUUUUACCAGUGUGUGUGGUAUGUUUCCUUUCAUCACGUGUGUGGGCGAGGCACAGCUUGGAAUCAAGAGGAGCGCAUCUGUGAUUGGCCCAAACGAACAGACUGUUUGCUGCCAACAGAUGACUUUGUGAAUUAGUUGUGUGUUUUCUGUCUUUUAUGUUACGUUUUCAUCUUAUGCUUGACUCGGUGAUCGCGUCACAAACUUAAAUCCUCAAGGGUAGAUAACUAAGCAACUUAUGUUCUUUUGUAGUGAUCUAAAUUGUUCAUAAGACAUUUCCCAAAAGUGCAGAAAUAAAGUUGUGGUAGGAUUUUUGAUGAUGGUAUUAUAAAAUAGUAUCAACUUUUAUGUGUCAACUAUGCAAUGAUUAAAAAUAAUGUUCCCCAUUU